GUUUGAGUGGUUCAAGGACCUGGGCCUGAAGUGGUACGGCCUCCCCGCCGUGUCCAACAUGCUUCUUGAGAUCGGCGGCCUGGAGUUCAGCGCCUGUCCCUUCAGCGGCUGGUACAUGGGCACAGAGAUUGGCGUCCGCGACUACUGUGACAAUUCCCGCUACAACAUCCUGGAGGAAGUGGCCAAGAAGAUGAACUUAGAUAUGAGGAAGACAUCCUCCCUGUGGAAGGACCAGGCACUGGUGGAGAUCAAUAUUGCAGUUCUCUACAGCUUUCAGAGCGACAAGGUGACCAUCGUCGACCACCACUCGGCCACCGAGUCCUUCAUCAAGCACAUGGAGAACGAGUACCGCUGCCGGGGAGGCUGCCCCGCCGACUGGGUGUGGAUCGUGCCCCCCAUGUCCGGCAGCAUCACCCCCGUCUUCCACCAGGAGAUGCUCAAUUACCGCCUCACGCCCUGCUUCGAAUACCAGCCCGAUCCCUGGAACACCCACGUCUGGAAGGGCACCAACGGGACCCCCACAAAGCGGCGAGCCAUCGGCUUCAAGAAGCUGGCAGAAGCUGUCAAGUUCUCGGCCAAGCUGAUGGGGCAGGCAAUGGCCAAGAGGGUCAAAGCGACCAUCCUCUAUGCCACGGAGACCGGCAAAUCACAAGCCUAUGCCAAGACCUUGUGUGAGAUCUUCAAACACGCCUUUGAUGCCAAGGUGAUGUCCAUGGAAGAAUACGACAUCGUGCACCUGGAGCAUGAGACUCUGGUCCUGGUGGUUACCAGCACCUUUGGCAACGGAGACCCCCCUGAGAACGGAGAGAAAUUCGGCUGUGCGCUGAUGGAAAUGAGGCAUCCCAACUCUGUGCAGGAGGAAAGAAAGUACCCGGAACCCUUGCGUUUCUUUCCCCGUAAAGGGCCUUCCCUCCCCCGUGGUGACACAGAAGUCCACGGUCUGGCUACAGCCCGUGACAGCCAGCACAGGAGCUACAAGGUCCGAUUCAACAGCGUCUCCUCUUAUUCUGACUCCCAAAAAUCAUCAGGCGACGGGCCCGGCCUCAGAGACAACUUUGAGAGUGCUGGACCCCUGGCCAAUGUGAGGUUCUCCGUGUUUGGUCUCGGCUCACGCGCAUACCCUCACUUUUGUGCCUUUGGACAUGCUGUGGACACCCUCCUGGAGGAGCUAGGAGGAGAGAGAAUCUUGAAGAUGAGAGAAGGAGACGAGCUCUGUGGACAGGAAGAGGCUUUCAGGACCUGGGCCAAGAAGGUCUUCAAGGCAGCCUGUGACGUGUUCUGCGUGGGGGACGACGUCAACAUUGAGAAGGCGAACAAUUCUCUCAUCAGCAACGACCGCAGCUGGAAGAGGAACAAGUUCCGCCUCACCUAUGUGGCCGAGGCUCCAGAGCUUACACAAGGUCUAUCCAAUGUCCACAAAAAGCGAGUCUCAGGCGCCCGACUCCUUAGCCGUCAGAACCUCCAGAGCCCUAAAUCCAGCCGGUCGACUAUCUUUGUGCGUCUCCACACCAACGGGAAUCAGGAGUUGCUGUACCAGCCUGGGGAUCACCUGGGCGUCUUCCCUGGCAACCACGAGGACCUUGUGAAUGCCCUGAUUGAGCGACUGGAGGACGCGCCCCCUGCCAACCAGAUGGUGAAGGUGGAGCUGCUGGAGGAGAGAAACACAGCCUUAGGCGUCAUCAGCAACUGGGCGGACGAGCACCGCCUCCCGCCCUGCACCGUCUUCCAGGCUUUCAAGUACUACCUGGACAUCACCACGCCGCCGACGCCCCUGCAGUUGCAACAGUUUGCCUCCCUGGCCACCAGCGAAAAGGAGAAGCAGCGUCUGCUGGUCCUCAGCAAGGGCUUGCAGGAGUACGAGGAAUGGAAGUGGGGUAAGAACCCCACCAUCGUGGAGGUCCUGGAGGAGUUCCCGUCCAUCCAGAUGCCAGCCACCCUGCUCCUGACCCAGCUGUCCCUGCUGCAGCCUCGCUACUAUUCCAUCAGCUCCUCCCCCGACAUGUACCCCGAUGAGGUGCACCUCACCGUGGCAGUGGUCUCCUACCGCACCCGAGAUGGAGAAGGACCCAUCCAUCACGGCGUGUGUUCCUCCUGGCUUAACCAGAUACAGGCUGAUGAUGUGGUCCCCUGUUUCGUGAGAGGAGCACCCAGCUUCCACCUGCCCCGAAACCCCCAAGUUCCCUGCAUCCUGGUUGGUCCGGGCACUGGCAUUGCGCCUUUCCGCAGCUUCUGGCAACAGCGGCAAUUUGAUAUCCAGCAUAAAGGAAUGAGCCCUUGCCCCAUGGUCCUGGUCUUUGGGUGCCGGCAGUCCAAGAUAGAUCACAUCUACAGGGAGGAGACCCUGCAAGCCAAGAACAAGGGCGUCUUCCGAGAGCUGUACACGGCCUACUCCCGGGAGCCCGACAAACCAAAGAAGUACGUGCAGGACAUCCUGCAAGAGCAGCUGGCCGAGUCUGUGUACCGAGCCCUGAAGGAGCAAGGGGGCCACAUUUACGUCUGCGGGGACGUCACCAUGGCUGCCGACGUCCUCAAAGCCAUCCAGCGCAUCAUGACCCAGCAAGGGAAGCUCUCGGCAGAGGAUGCCGGCGUAUUCAUCAGCAGGCUAAGGGAUGACAACCGGUACCACGAGGACAUUUUCGGGGUCACCCUGCGAACAUACGAAGUGACCAACCGCCUUAGAUCUGAGUCCAUUGCCUUCAUUGAAGAGAGCAAAAAAGACACCGAUGAGGGUCCAGGACAUGAAGAUCAUCAAUUGUUCCCUAUUGAAGUGAGAGCAAACUUAGAAACAACAGAUUUGUCCAUUUCUUCUUUGUUUUGUUUUAUUUUGAGUUAA
Carlito syrichta (Philippine tarsier) is the source of this 2833-nucleotide messenger RNA. RefSeq names its product nitric oxide synthase, brain. The annotation marks the transcript as partial. The record is from RefSeq and is a predicted model, not a curated record. NCBI's taxonomy places the organism in Eukaryota, Metazoa, Chordata, Mammalia, Primates, Tarsiidae. The transcript has 21 exons. Gene Ontology annotation, molecular function: FMN binding; heme binding; flavin adenine dinucleotide binding. Gene Ontology annotation, biological process: nitric oxide biosynthetic process.